Molecule: messenger RNA, 3363 nt
Organism: Cariama cristata (Red-legged seriema)
Lineage: Eukaryota; Metazoa; Chordata; Aves; Cariamiformes; Cariamidae
Gene: CR2
Product: complement component (3d/Epstein Barr virus) receptor 2
Exons: 22
Coding region: 1-3363 (1120 amino acids)
Source: RefSeq, a predicted model, not a curated record
AUGGAGUGCCGGUUAGAGGAUGGCCGGUUUAACAGUGUAGAGGUUUAUGCUUUCGUCUCGGAUUCGGCUGGGAUUUCCGUGGCUGGGAAGAGCCCUGCGGAUGGGACUCGAGCAUCCCCGGAGCACAAACUCAAAGAGCAAUACCAUGGCAUAAGCACAUUUCCCUAUAAUUCAGUGGUGGAAUACGUCUGCCGACCAGGUUACAUGAAAAAUGUGAAUACCCAAAACGUCCUUGUUUGUGGAAGGAACAAUAGGUGGCACGGAUCAAAGGAGAUGUGUUUACCAAAGCUGUGUGCCUACCCUGGCGAGCCGGCCAACGGCAGACUCCUCCUAGCAGGAAGGUUCAUUUUUGGGUCAGCAGUGAACUUCGCCUGCAACACUGGGUACAGACUGGUUGGAAAUUCUCAAAUUCAGUGUGUGAUUAAAAACGGGGUUGUUACAUGGGACAGAGAUGUUCCCACCUGUGAGCCAAUACCCUGUUCACCCCCUCCAGAAAUAGCUAACGGAGAGCACAACGGAGCUGGCAAAGAGCUCUUCGAAUACGGGACAUCCAUCACUUACAGGUGCCACACCGUCAAAAGGGGAGAGAAACCUUUCUCGAUGGUGGGAGAUGCUUCUAUUUUCUGCACAACCACGGAUAAUGUAAAUGGUGUCUGGAACAAGCCAGCCCCGGAGUGCAAAGUGGUUAACUGCGAGCAUCCCAGCGUGGAGAACGGGAAGCUGCUGAGCGGGUACCGGGCUGAGUACACCUACAGAGACACCGUCAUGUUCGACUGCAACUUUCGCUACACCAUGAACGGCAGCGAUGCGUCCACCUGCAAAGAAAACGGCCGCUGGGACCCUCCGUUGCCACUCUGUCAGCUCAGUAGCUGCGAUGACCCUCCAGAUGUGCCUAAUGCUGUCAAAACAAAACUUGCUGGCAAUCUCUUUCCUGUGGAGACUGUCAUUACCUACGAGUGCAGGGAGGGCCACCAGUUCAGCCCGGGAGAAAACACGCGGCACAUCAAGUGUCUGCCGGAUUUUACGUGGACUGAAAUUCCAGAUCCUUGCAGAAGAAUUCAUUGCUCAAAUCCAGACAUCAGUAAUGGAAAGCCCGUACAUGUAUGGGAAGCUAAAGAUGAGUAUCUGUAUGGCGACAGACUGGAAAUUAUGUGUAAUGAUGGCUACACUUUCAAAGGUCAUGGCAAUAGCAUUGCGCUUCGGUGUGCAAGUGAUGGGAGAUGGGAUCCAGCAGUACCAGAGUGCACUGAAGAACGUCAUUGCCCAAAGCCAGAUAUUGCUCACGGAAGAGAGGUUUAUAAAAGCAAAAAUGACUACACAGUUGGGACCCAACUGAGGCUGGUGUGUGAUUCGGGCUAUGUUCUCAGGGGCCAGGACUCAACCGAGUGUCAGGCUGAUGCAGCCUGGGCUCCCCCGUUACCAUUUUGUGAUAAAGUCUGUGGCCCCCCUCCAAAAAUCACCAACGGGCAGCACUCUGGCUCGAGAACGGAGCGGUUCCCCUACGGCGCAGAGGUGACGUACAGCUGUGGGGAGGGUCUGUCCCUCGUUGGGGACACCUCCAUCUACUGCACCUCCGACGAUGGGGUGAACCUGGCGUGGAGCGGACCUGCCCCGGAGUGCAGGGUGGUUCGGUGCCCCAAGCCCACUGUCGAGAGGGGAAGGAUGACUCCGCAGAGGUUCACGUUUCCCUACGGGGCGGCCGUGCAGUUCUCCUGUGAUGAAGGCUUCGUGCUGCGGGGCGAUGCCGAGAGCCGGUGCCUGGCCGACGGCACCUGGCACCCUCCCCUGCCCACUUGCCAGCCAGUUCGAUGCCCCAAGCCCCUGACACAGGAGGACCUAGUGAUGUACCCUUCUAAAUUAUGGUACGAGGUGAAUGAAACUCUGUUCUUCUACUGCAUGCGUAAUGGCCGUCAAUCAGGAAAUACACAAAUUACCUGCUCAGCUAACGGCACUUGGAUACCACCGCCCACAUGUAAAAAGCGUGAUACCUGUGAGAAGAUUCUUCAAAACAGAGAAGAUUUCCAGUGUGGAGUUCCUCUGACAGAACUGAAAACUCUGCUGGAAGUCCAGAAACUGCACCUGGAGAUCCAGAAACUUGAAAAGGAGCUAAAAAUCACAGCCUGCUUCCCCUUCCCCGGCACACUGCGGCGGGCUCUCGGCAGGGAGAGGCUCUCGCCUUCCCGCAGCGCUGGCCCCGCGCCCCCCUGCACCAUGCCCGUGUUUCUCCGCCGGCCGGGGCAGCUGCUGGCGGUGGUGGUGCUUGUGAUGCAGCCAGUUGGGGGUCUCGUUUGUGACCAGCCCCAAAAUAUUUCUGGUGGGAGAUAUGGUAGCCGGACAGAAAGGUUUUUUGUUGAGACCUCAGUGGUGUACGUGUGUGCUAGAGGUUACACGGUUGUAGGAGAGCCCCUCCUUUAUCGUAAAGCUGGAGGGGUUCAGUGUCCCGUCCCAGACAUCACACACGGACAGCUGAAACCUGCACAGAACUUCACCUACGGCAGCACAGCCACGCUCGAGUGCGAUGACGGCUACGUCCCCGUGGGUGCCAUCACCACCGUGCGCUGCCUGGGCAGUGGCAGGUGGCACCCGCGGGUGCCUGCCUGCACCCUAGAGGUGCAGUGUCCCAGCCCAGCUCUCCGCCACGGGACAGAGGUCAGGCCCAGGAAAGCCGAAUACACCUUCGGACACCAGGUGGAAUUUCGGUGUGAUCCUGGCUAUGUGCUGAGGGGCAGUCAGAGGAUCCAGUGCUGGUCCGACGGGACGUGGAGACCCCCCGUGCCGUACUGCGACAAGGUCUGUGGUCCCCCUCCAAAAAUCACCAAUGGGCAGCACUCUGGCUCGAGAACGGAGCAGUUCCCCUACGGCUUCGAAGUGAAGUACAGCUGUGGCGAGGGUCUGUCCCUCAUCGGGGACGACUCCAUCUACUGCACCUCCGACGAUGGGGUGAACCUGGCGUGGAGCGGACCUGCCCCGGAGUGUAGGGUGGUUCGGUGCCCCAAGCCCACCGUUGAGAGGGGAAGGAUGACUCCACAGAGGUUCACGUUUCCCUAUGGGGCGGCCGUGCGGUUCUCCUGUGACGAAGGCUUCAUGCUGCAGGGCGAUGCUGAGAGCCGGUGCCUGGCUGACAGCACCUGGCACCCUCCCCUGCCCACUUGCCAGCCAGGUGGGUACCAGCCGGGAGCCGAGCCAGCGGCCCCUGUGACGAGGAAAGAAGGUGAUGCUGAUGUAUGUGAAGAGGUUCAUUAUAUUAAAACGGUCUUUGAAUGCGGUGUGCCUAUGGCAGAAGUGAAAACUCUGCUGGAAAUAGAAAAACUGUUUCUGGAGAUUAAAAAACUAAAGGUGGAACUAGAAAACUUGAACAAAUGA